This is a messenger RNA of Melanotaenia boesemani (Boeseman's rainbowfish), 3085 nucleotides long. RefSeq names its product zinc finger X-chromosomal protein. NCBI's taxonomy places the organism in Eukaryota, Metazoa, Chordata, Actinopteri, Atheriniformes, Melanotaeniidae. The record is from RefSeq and is a predicted model, not a curated record. Gene Ontology annotation, molecular function: RNA polymerase II cis-regulatory region sequence-specific DNA binding; DNA-binding transcription factor activity, RNA polymerase II-specific; metal ion binding. Bases 304 to 2544 code for a protein of 746 amino acids. Gene Ontology annotation, biological process: regulation of transcription by RNA polymerase II. The transcript has 8 exons. Gene Ontology annotation, cellular component: nucleus.
UUCCUGCCGCUCUCGGGCUGUGACGUGUCGUGCUGACGGCGGCCUCGGAGCUGGAGGAGCGGGGGGCUGUAGCAUGACAAGAUCUGGCUCCAGACGUCCUGCUUCGUUUUCAGCAGUGCUCCAGAAACAUCCCCCUAACCCCUCCUUCUCUGCUCCUCUCCGGCCCGCCCAAAUAACACAAAAUUCCCGACUGAAUCCUGCCCGAGUCUGGGGGAACCAGGCGGCCUGGGAAGCCGUGGAGCGGACAGAAGGCAUCCCUGCAGCCUAAAUCUGCUCUCCAGUAACAAAUGCAGUGCGAGGACAAUGGAUGAGGAUGUCACAAGGCUUGCAAUACAUUCUGAAGAGCCUAAAAUAAUAAUACACGGAUCGGAUGAGGGUGGUGCAGACGGGCAGGAGUUUGUUGUGGAGCUUCAAGAAACAGUGUUGGUGUCAGAAGGUGAGGGUGAAGGCAUGGCAGUUCACAGGUUUGCGCCCGAUGAGCUAGUCAUCCAGGAUGCUGUUGAAGAUGUGGUUUCUGAGUAUGUGCACUGCGAUGAAGAUGAAGAUGUCGCUGUAGAAACCUGCGUGAUGGCUUUGGAUGGCGAGGAGGAAGGUGUUGCCAUGGGUGACAUCCCAGAAGAUGGGCUCGACCCAGAGCAGCAAGAGGAUGACCAAGAUGGCUGUGGAGAUUAUCUAAUGAUAUCCCUGGACGAAGCCGGUAAAAUGGUGUCCGAGGAUGGAACAGAGGUAACAGUAGAAGGAGCUGUGGAGGAUCAGGAAGUGGAAAAGGAUGAAGAUGGACAGGAAGUUAUAAAGGUUUACAUCUUCAAGGCUGAUUCUGGAGAAGAUGACAUGGGAGAAUCUGUCGACAUCAGUGAUGGCGACACAGAGAGCAUGGUGCUAACAGAGUCUUCAGGCCAAACGCUGCGUGAGAAGAUGGUUUACAAGUCUGUUGGGGACUCUCACCACAAUCAAGGAAACCAUGGUGGGCCCAAGGUGACUGAUGAGGUUUAUAUGGAGGUGGUGGUAGGAAAUGAAGAGGCAGUAACUCACGACCGCUCGUAUGACAGCGUGUCUCUAAGCAAGGACUUCAUGCCUGUGGCCUGGGCAGCUGCUUAUGGUGCAGAUGAUAGUGAGAGCUGUGAAAACCGGAAUGGUGCUGCCAGCGCACUGCUGCACAUUGAUGAAUCAGAUGGGGUCGAUGAAAUCAAUAGACAACGCAAUAAGAAUAAGAGACGGUCAGAGCCUCGACAAGUCCAGACAGCCAUCAUUAUCGGUCCAUAUGGCCAGCCACUGACCGUUUACCCCUGCAUGCUUUGUGGUAAGAAGUUCAAGUCGCGAGGCUUCCUGAAACGACACACCAAGAAUCACCACCAGGAUGUUCUGACCAGGAAAAAGUACCAGUGUACAGACUGUGACUUCACCACCAACAAGAAAGCCAGCCUCCACAACCAUAUGGAGGUGCACGCUCUGAGCAGUAAGGCCCCUUUUGAGUGUGAAAUGUGUGGGAAGGAGUUUCACCAGCAGGGGGUGUUGUUCUCACACAGACUGCAGCACCACCACCGGGAGCCUAAAAGCCAGCCACCUCCUCCGCCCACCAAAAUGCAUAAGUGUAAAUUCUGUGACUAUGAAACUGCCGAGCAAGGGCUACUUAAUCGGCACUUGUUGGCAAGUCACAGCAAAAGUUUCCCUCACAUCUGUGUGGAAUGUGGAAAAGGUUUUCGGCAUCCUUCAGAGUUGAAGAAACACAUGCGCACACACACUGGCGAGAAGCCUUAUUCCUGUCCAUACUGUGACUACAAGUCUGCUGAUUCAUCGAAUCUCAAAACUCACAUCAAGACUAAGCAUAGCAAAGAGAUGCCAUACAAAUGUGAGCGCUGUUUCCAGACCUUUGCAGAGGAGGAGGAGUUAAUGCAGCAUGGACUAACACACGAGGAGAAUAAGACCCACCAUUGUGCUCACUGUGAUCACAAAAGUUCCAACUCCAGUGACCUAAAACGCCAUAUUAUCUCUGUCCAUACUAAGGACUAUCCACACAAAUGCGCUGUGUGUGGAAAAGGCUUCCACCGGCCGUCUGAACUUAAGAAGCACUCAGUAUCUCACCGUACCAAGAAACUCCAUCAGUGCCGGCACUGCAACUUCAAGAUUGCAGACCCUUUUGUUCUUAGUCGCCACAUUCUGUCUGUCCACACAAAAGAGCAGCAAGCUUCACCUGAAAAGAGUGAGUCUAAAAGGACAGAGACGCACACUCCUAAUGUAACAUCUAAAAAAUCUGCACCUAGCGGAUCGAGCAGUUCUGGCCCGCCUGCUCGCGUUAGUGCAGCCAGCUUAGCUAGCAGUGUGACCGUAGUUAUUGGCAAAGGACAAAAAGAGAGGAGAAUUUAUCAGUGCCAGUACUGCGACUAUAGCACUGGGGACGCUUCAGGUUUCAAGAGACACGUGAUUUCUAUUCACACAAAAGACUAUCCACACCGUUGCGAGAUCUGUUCAAAAGGCUUCCGACGACCCUCGGAGAAGAACCAGCAUAUCAUGCGUCACCACAAGGACGUGGUGCAGGCAGAGUGACUCUGACCGAGCCAAAUACUGUGUGCCACAACAAAGAACAAUGUUUAAAACAUCCAUCACACCCCAGUCACUGCACCCUCAGCACAACACCAGUCAGGCUGUGGUGUGUGCUGCACUUAAGUCCACUUUCUUGUUUUGCUCUUUUUGAUCCUCAGCCUAAUGUUUGUUCACAGAUGUAUACACAUGUACAUAAAGUUAAUGUUCUGACAGUUAGCAACCAAGCCCCCCCUACAUAGACUCGCACUCCUACCUGCAUGUUUCUUGCUGGUGACAGUGUGCAUGGCAGACUGUGCAGAUGUCAUUUUGUAGAUACACAUUUUUUUUAUUUUAUUUUUGCAGGUAGCAAUCAGUUUUCAAUCACAAAAUGGUCCUGAUUAUUUGUCUCAAGUGUGACUGAAGUGUAAUUUUUAAAAAAAUGUUUGCGUCAUUUUGUUCUAAUGUACUCAACACAGAGGUAUGAAUUAGCGACCUGUUCCCAGUAGCACUUGUAAAAUUGUGUAUGUAUGUGUGAAAGGAAGAGUGAGGGAUUUAAAAAUUUGGG